Hypoxylon trugodes is the source of this 2988-nucleotide messenger RNA. RefSeq lists its product as uncharacterized. The record is from RefSeq and is a predicted model, not a curated record. The transcript is spliced from 4 exons. Gene Ontology annotation, biological process: DNA topological change; chromosome segregation; DNA replication. The coding region runs from base 221 to 2944 and encodes 907 amino acids. Lineage: Eukaryota; Fungi; Ascomycota; Sordariomycetes; Xylariales; Hypoxylaceae. Gene Ontology annotation, cellular component: chromosome; nucleolus. Gene Ontology annotation, molecular function: DNA topoisomerase type I (single strand cut, ATP-independent) activity; DNA binding.
CAUAGAUCAGGGUGGUGCACUACGGUGUAAUCCACCCUUCCUUCUUUACUAAACAACGAAAAUUCUCACUCCAUCUUAUCUUUUGCGCUUUCCUCUCUCGCAUCUUUCCCGUUUCAAUAAUACACUUACACUUACACUUAGUACCUACCGAAUAUUGGAUUUCCUUCCGAAUCCUCGAAAGCCGACACUCACUCGACCUCACCACUUCAACGCGCUCACAAUGUCUUCCGAUUAUUCUGAUGACGACAUGCCUUUGGCUCGUACUAACGGCCAACUCUCAGCUUCUCAAAUCUCGAAAACCGAAGACAAAGCCAUGGAUCGUCGCGCCACCAAGCCUAAGCCUGCUCCCAUGUCUAUUCGUAAUGGACCGGUGGGCGAUGACGGAUCUCCGCGCGUUAACGGCAACGGAAAGCGAAAGUCGCGAUCUUCUACUGGUAAUGUGAAUUACAAGGACAACUCAGAUUCCGAAGAUAAUCGAUUGGCGAAGCGUCAAAGGAAAGUCGAGACUGAUGACUCUGAUGAUGAGGUUCUUAGCAAGAGAAAGUCCAGACUCCCGCCUGCUGCCGAAGAAACCGCUGUAGCCGAGGACUCCGACGAUGAUCAACCACUAAACGCCAAACUUGCUUCUAAGAGAAAGGCCAUCGAGAAGAAUGCUGAGAAAGAUGCUAAGGCUAUCCGUGCGAACGAGGCCAAAGCCAAGAAGCCUACUCCGAAGAAGGUUGUCAAGGACGAGUCGGAUGACGAUGUCCCUCUAUCAGGCGCCAAGGGCAAGAAGCGAACAGCAAACGGUGUCAACGGAAAGGGCAAGGCAAAUGGUGUCAAGAAAGAAGAGUCCGAUUCCGACUUGCCUAUUCGCAAGAAACCAAAGAUCGCUCCCACGAAGGGCAACGCGAAGGCCGAGAAGGCCACUCCCGCCAAGAAGGCUCCCGCUAAGAAAGCUAAAGAAAUUAGUCAAGAACCAGGCGAAGAGGAUGACGAGGAGGCAGAGUACCGCUGGUGGGACGCGCCCAAGAAAGAAGACGACAGCAUCAAAUGGACCACUCUUGAGCACAAUGGUGUUCUCUUCCCCCCGGAAUAUGAAACCCUUCCCAAGAAUGUCAAGCUCAUCUACGACGGUACUCCGGUCAAUCUCCAUAUCGAGGCCGAGGAAGUUGCUAGUUUCUUUGGUUCAAUGCUCAAUUCAACUCACAACGUCGAGAACCCUGUUUUCCAAAAGAAUUUCUUCCAGGACUUCAAGGAGAUACUCGACAAGACGGGUGGCGCAACGGACCGCAGCGGUAACAAGGUCAACAUCAAGGAGUUUGCCAAGUUAGACUUCAAGCCUAUUUUUGAAUACUACCACGCCAAGAAUGAGGCCAAGAAGGCGAGGCCAGCUGCUGAAAAGAAAGCCGAAAAGGCGGAGAAGGACAAGGUCGAGGCCCCGUACAUGUACUGCAAAUGGGACGGUCGCAAAGAGAAGGUAGGCAACUUCCGAGUCGAACCUCCCGGACUAUUCCGUGGUCGUGGCGAGCACCCGAAGACCGGUAAAGUCAAGAAGCGAGUCCUACCUGAGCAAAUCACCAUCAACAUCGGCAAAGACGCGAAGGUCCCAGCUCCCCCGUCAGGCCACAAGUGGAAGGCUAUCCAACACGACAAUAAAGCGACAUGGCUAGCGAUGUGGCAAGAGAACAUCAACGGUUCGUACAAAUACGUUAUGCUUGGUGCAACAAGUGCCGUCAAGGGUCAAAGCGACUUCAAGAAGUUCGAGAAGGCUCGAGAGCUCAAGAAGUACAUCGCCAAGAUCCGUAAGGACUACACCAAGGAUUUGAAGGCGGAAUCUAUGGCCGAUCGUCAGCGAGCCACGGCCGUAUACCUGAUUGACAAGUUCGCCCUCAGAGCUGGUAACGAGAAGGACACAGAGAAUGAAGCUGAGACCGUUGGUUGCUGCUCACUUAAAUUUGAACACGUUACCCUUCGGGAGCCUAAUACUGUUAUCUUCGACUUUUUGGGUAAAGACAGUAUUCGAUUCUACGACGAAGUUUUGGUUGAUAGGCAAGUUUUCAAGAACCUGCGGGUCUUCAAGAAGCCCCCGAAGAAGGACGGUGACGACAUUUUUGACCGUCUUACCACCACCCAGUUGAAUAAGCAUCUUUCCUCAUACAUGCAAGGAUUGACCGCAAAGGUCUUCCGUACCUACAACGCUUCGUACACAAUGUCGAAUCUACUUAGAGAUUUAUCGGUCCACAAGAACACAACUAUGGCAGAGAAGAUCAAAUUAUACAACGACUGCAAUCGCGAGGUCGCUAUUCUCUGUAACCAUAAGCGAACCGUUGGUGCUAGUCACGAAGCGCAAAUGGAGAAGCUUGGAGAUCGCAUUAAGGGCUUGAAGUAUCAGAAAUGGCGUAACAAGCAGAUGCUUCUAGAUGUUGAUCCGAAACAAAAGAAGCGAAAGGGUGCUGCAUUCUUUGAACUAGACUCAGACCUUGACGAUGCAUGGAUCCAAGAGCAUCAGGCCUUCCUCGUCGAAGAACAACGGACGAAGAUUCAAAAGAAAUUCGAGAAAGACAACCAGAAGCUCCAGGAGGAAGGCAAGAAGCCUAUGCCUGAUAAAGAGCUCAAGGAGCGUAUGGAGGCCGCGGAUGAACUCGCUAAGAAGUUCAAGAAGGAAAAUAAGACCAAGAAGGUCGAGGCCGAAGGAAGAGGUCCUACCGUUGAAAAGAUUGAAGGCAACAUCCAGAAGAUCGAAGAGCGCAUUAGAACUCUAGAGCUCCAAGCCGCCGACCGUGAUGGCAACAAGGAAGUUGCUCUUGGCACGUCAAAAAUCAAUUACAUUGACCCCCGUCUCACCGUCGUCUUUUCCAAGAAGUUUGACGUACCCAUCGAGAAAUUUUUCUCUAAGACGCUGCGUGAGAAGUUCAAUUGGGCCAUCAAGUCCGUAGAGGACGAUGACCAUUGGGAGUUCUAAAGAAAUACCCAUUAUUUACACAUGAUUUACGCAUCAACUGUAUC